GCACUACCGCGACCAUCUGCUGGGACUGAACGCCUUUCAGCGACACCAGAAGUUCGUCCAUGACUACGUGCGUUUCUACGGCCGCUCGGCAUCCUCCAGCGCUGCACCCACAUUCAAGACGGACCUGGACGUUCUCAGGGAGAGCUACAGGUUCAUUCGGUCAGAGGCGGAUGAUGCAGAGGGCACGUGGGAGCAGAGGCUCGCCAAGCGAUACUAUGAUAAGCUGUUCAAGGAGUACUGUGUUGCGGACAUGAGCCGAUACAAGGAGAACAAGAUUGGCUUGCGAUGGCGCACACAUGCUGAAGUGCUGCAGGGAAAAGGUCAGUUUGUGUGUGGCACUAAAGGGUGUGACAAUAGAGAAGGCCUUCAUAGCUACGAGGUCAAUUUCGCCUACCAUGAGGCCGGGCAGAAGAAACAAGCUCUGGUCAAGUUGAGGGUGUGUGCCAAGCAUGCGUAUCAGCUCAAUUAUCGCAAGGAGAAGGAGCUGGAGCAGCAGCGAGCAGCAGAGGAGCGGGAGAGGGAGAGGGAGGAACGAGAGAGAAGGCAGAAGGAGAAGAAGAAACGGAAGAAGCGAAG
This is a messenger RNA of Closterium sp. Naga37s-1, 576 nucleotides long. The record is from the annotation of a GenBank genome assembly. Lineage: Eukaryota; Viridiplantae; Streptophyta; Zygnematophyceae; Desmidiales; Closteriaceae.